CUUGCUUUGACGCGCGCCUCAAACGCUUCUACCUGCGUUACCUACCUAUUUCAAUUUAUCGAUAUCGGUGUCGAUAUCGAUUUCAUUUGAUUUAUUAAACAGAUUUUAUAUCUCGCCCAUUUUCUUCUCAACUUCAGUGUCUGUGUAUGUGAUUUUUAAAAUACUUUUUAUUUUAAAAGAAGUGCACUUUAUUGGGAAUCAGUGAAAGGAUUCUUGGGAAAGAUGCGGUGGCCAACGCCUUACAUAAGCUUUCUGCUGGUGGCUUUCCUUUCCUUAACAGUGGACAAAUUAGAAGCUUGCUCAUGUGCACCUGCACAUCCUCAGACGAAAUUCUGCAAGGCAGAUUUUGUUGCUGUCAUUAAAGUGAAAGACUUGGAAGAAGGCGAAUUUGAAAAUCUCUACAGGGUGAAAGUAAAAAGAGUCUUCAAGAGCAAUCCAGAACACAAUAUGAUCUUAGAAGACGAACUGUGGACUCCGUCAACUGAUGGGAUGUGUGGUGUCACUCUGAAUUUAAACAUGACCUACGUUGUAAGUGGUAGUAUGAGAUCCGGAAAGCCUUUCAUAUCGAUUUGUGACCUCUCGAUGCCUUGGGCAAAAACGACCAAACGCCAACGUAAAGGCUUCAGACAGCUCUAUCGAGAAGGCUGUAAAUGCAAAAUUGUCUUCACACCAUUCCAGUGGAAGGGGACAGUUUUGGAGAAAGCUGGAGGAAAACAGUGCCUGUGGGAAAGCGAGCCAGGACCUCUGAUCUGUCAGGAGGAACAUGGCAUUUGUAUGCAGGGUCACGGUGGGUGUUCCUGGGUCCCAUCCGUAUCUUACAAGAACUGCAUUGAACAGCACCAGCGUCAUCGAGAACAGCACAGGUCACGGGAAGCGUGAUUCACGAGCUAAGCUGGCAAACCCUCGUUUUACAAUUUACAAUUUACAAUUUACAAUCGCUUCAGUCAUCGACAUUCGCCAUAGCACUCAUGCACUACUAACCAUAUGCGAAUCGCUGAAUUCCUCCUUUAAUGCAAAUCAGCGAAUCCAUCCCAUUUCACAUUUCACAUAUUUCACUGUAAGUCAUUCUUCAUUCUUAAGGUGGCUUGGGCGCUUUUUAAAAAAAUCACAGGCAGUUCUGAAAAUUUGAUAUUAUCGAAAGAAAAUAUACUAGAUCACUUUGCAAAA
Belonocnema kinseyi is the source of this 1167-nucleotide messenger RNA. It is a transcript of the gene Timp, whose product is annotated as metalloproteinase inhibitor 3. Gene Ontology annotation, biological process: negative regulation of membrane protein ectodomain proteolysis; negative regulation of endopeptidase activity. The transcript has 5 exons. Gene Ontology annotation, cellular component: extracellular matrix. Gene Ontology annotation, molecular function: metalloendopeptidase inhibitor activity; protease binding. The record is from RefSeq and is a predicted model, not a curated record. The coding region runs from base 223 to 879 and encodes 218 amino acids. Lineage: Eukaryota; Metazoa; Arthropoda; Insecta; Hymenoptera; Cynipidae.